Molecule: messenger RNA, 1509 nt
Organism: Limanda limanda (common dab)
Lineage: Eukaryota; Metazoa; Chordata; Actinopteri; Pleuronectiformes; Pleuronectidae
Product: dematin-like
Exons: 16
Coding region: 135-1406 (423 amino acids)
Biological process (GO): lamellipodium assembly; actin filament bundle assembly; cytoskeleton organization
Cellular component (GO): plasma membrane; actin cytoskeleton
Molecular function (GO): actin filament binding
Source: RefSeq, a predicted model, not a curated record
AGAUUCGGGACGCAGUGAGGAUCAGCUGAUGUCGGAGCUGCUGGAUGUUUCUGACAAACAUCAGGUGCUGAAGACGAACAGAUACAGACAUGAUCCCCUAUUCUCCCUGAGAAACGGACCAAUCAGCAGUCAGGAUGAUGCCCAAGCAGCUGGCUCAGACGUCCCCAGGAAGCGUGUUGUCGCUGAGAGGCUCCGGCAUCCCAGGAUCCCCUGCUGCCGCCAUCGUGGCCCGAGUGGAGGAUGGGGUUAUCGGCUACAAGGACUUGGCGGCGUUGCCGAGAGACAAAGCCAUUCUGGACAUCGAGCGACCAGACCUGAUGAUCUACCAGUCGCAGUACAGCUACAGUCCACUAGAGAGGUCUUUGUCUCCUCGCUCCAUCUCCCCUCCUCCCUCCCCAGAGAGCCUGCCCAAGGAUUGGCUGGAGAACCGUUCCCCUGGAGGUUCCUCUCCCGGUUCCACCGUCCCGACCAGCAGAACAGACAGCGCACACACACCCCCCACACCGCCCACACCACCCACACCACACACACUGAACACACACUCCUCUGGCACCAGGAGCUCCGUGCUGCACUUCCACAGGCCUGAAAAUGGUUCCAACAUCUAUAAGAAGCCUCCGAACUACAAACAAGACGUGUCGUCCUCUGUCGUCCCUCAGGGGAAACAGAUUGAGGAUCUGAUCAUCGAGUCGUCAAAGUUUCCAGCAGCUCAACCUCCAGACCCCAACCUGCCGUCCAAGAUCGAGACCGACUACUGGCCCUGCCCCCCCUCCAUGGCUGUGAUAGAGAAGGAGUGGAGGAGGAAGGAGCAGAGGGAUGAAGAUGAAGAGGAGGAUGAGGAGCAGGAUGAUGAACUGGGGGGACUCAGAAUUCUUCAGAAACAAGAACUCAACAAGAUUCAGUCUAAUCUUGGUAAAAUCAUCCUAAAGGAGGAGCUGGACAAAUCUUCAACUCCUCUGAGGAGGAAAACUCGCUCCCUGCCGGACCGCAGCCAAAACACUGGGUCAAACGCCUCCAGGUCGGCUUGUUCCCCAGACGCCUCUAAGGCCGGCCUCUCCAGGCUUCAGUCCACAGAGUUCAGCUCCUCCCACAAACCUCCUGCAGAACGGAGACUCCAGGAUGGACAGAGGGAACUCUCUCCCCAGCAUGUUGGAGCAGCAGGUCUACCCGUACGAGACGCUGGUGGUGACUCAGCGAGGACGAAGCAAACCGCCUCCUGGUGUGGACAGAACCAGACUGGAGCGCCACCUCUCUCAGGAGGAGUUCUUCAGUGUCUUCGGGAUGUCCAUCGACGACUUCGACUGCCUGUCUCUGUGGAAGAGGAACGACAUGAAGAAGAAGUUCUGUCUCUUCUGACUGUGGCCAGGACUCCAUCUCCCACAAUCCCCUGCAUCUCCUGGGAUCCCUGAUAGGAAACCACGCUCUCUGAACAGAACGUCACUGUCAUCAUCACUGAGGCCAUCAUCGUCAUCAUCAUCAUCAUCAUCAUCAUCAUCAUCAUCAUCAUCAUCA